AUGCGCUCGAAGCGCAAGCCAAAGAAGAUUAGUCUCCCCAGAGCACCACUUCUCGAGACCAACCCGCAGAAGAAGGGUGUCUGCACCCAGAUAUUCAUCGCAAAGCCAAAGAAGCCCAACUCCGCCAAGCGGAAAGUCGCCCGUGUUAGGCUCUCGAACGGAAAGACGCUGCAGGCUUAUAUCCAAGGAGAAGGUCAUAACCUGCAGGAGCACAGUGUGGUUCUGGUUCGUGGAGGUCGUGCGCAGGAUUUGCCCGGUGUGAAGUACAAACUCGUGCGUGGAGCCUUGGACUUUGGUGGUGUGGUCAACCGGAGGACGUCUCGUUCCAAAUAUGGAGCCAAAAAGCCAAAAUCAUAG
Messenger RNA from Stereum hirsutum FP-91666 SS1, 357 nucleotides. Its product is annotated as ribosomal protein S12. The coding region runs from base 1 to 357 and encodes 118 amino acids. Gene Ontology annotation, cellular component: small ribosomal subunit; ribosome. Gene Ontology annotation, biological process: translation. Gene Ontology annotation, molecular function: structural constituent of ribosome. Lineage: Eukaryota; Fungi; Basidiomycota; Agaricomycetes; Russulales; Stereaceae. The record is from RefSeq and is a predicted model, not a curated record. The transcript is spliced from 3 exons.